Molecule: messenger RNA, 1778 nt
Organism: Emiliania huxleyi CCMP1516
Lineage: Eukaryota; Haptophyta; Isochrysidales; Noelaerhabdaceae
Gene: MER2
Product: putative mercuric reductase
Exons: 8
Coding region: 22-1581 (519 amino acids)
Molecular function (GO): NAD(P)H dehydrogenase (quinone) activity; flavin adenine dinucleotide binding
Source: RefSeq, a predicted model, not a curated record
CGACUGUUGGCUGAAGCCGUCAUGAUGGCCCUCGCCCACCUCCUUCCCGGCGGUUCGCUCGCUGGGCCAACGUCGUUCGAUCUGCUCGUCGUUGGUGGUGGCUCCGCGGGCCUGACGGCUGCCAAGUUCGCAGCUCGCUUUGGCAAGAGUGUUGCUCUGAUCGAGCGAGAGCGGCUCGGUGGCGACUGCACGUGGACAGGCUGCGUGCCGUCCAAGACGCUCCUCGCGUCGGCGGAGCGGGCCCACGCCCUGCGAACGGCGGCCGAGUUCGGCGUGGCGCAGCCGGCGACCGUAUCUGUCGACAUGGCUGCAGUCAAGGCUCGGAUCGGCCGCACCAUCGGCCAGAUCUACGAUGCAGACGACUCGCCCGAGGCGUUGCGCGCGCUGGGUAUCGAGACGGUGAGUGGCGCGGCGACACUCGUCGACGCUCGGCGUGUCUCGGUCAGCAGUGGCGGCGGUGGCACUGCCACCGUCUACGAGGCCACCAAGGGCGUCGUUCUGGCGACGGGUGCUCGGCCCCGCCCGCUCGACAUCCGCGGCAUCGCUUCCGUGCCUCACCUCACCUACGAAGGCAUCUUCAGCCUCGACACUCACCCUGACCCUGACCUGACCCUGACCCUAACCCUAAGCUACGAAGGCAUCUUCAGCCUCGACACGCUGCCAGAGAGGCUCACGGUCGUCGGAGGAGGCCCGGUCGGGUGCGAGCUUGCCCAGGCCUUCGCGCGGCUCGGCUCGUCGGUGACCCUCGUCGCGCCUCGCCUCCUGCCCGGACACGAGCCCGAGGCGUCGGACGACCUCGCCGCGGCGCUGCGUGCGGACGGCGUGGCGCUGGUCGCCGCGCGUGCCGCGGCAGUGGAGGCGCGCGCGGGAGGCGGGCACGCCCUCACUUGCUCGGACGGCAGCGUGGUCGAGGGGACGGCCCUCCUCUCGGCCGUCGGCAGAGUGCCCGUCACCGAAGGUUUGGGCCUCUCUGCCCUCGGCGUCGAGCUCAGCGCCGCCACGGGAGGCAUCGCUGUCGACGCUAAGCUGCGCACGACCGUCAAGGGCGUCUACGCCGCCGGCGACUGCACCGGCGACCAGCAGUACACGCACUACGCCGGCUUCCAGGGCGCCAUCGCCGCGCGCAACAUCCUGCUGCCGCUCAGCGACCAAGGCGUGGCCACCAGCCGCGUGCCUGGCUGCGUCUUCACCUCGCCCGAGGUUGCGAAGGUGGGGCUCACCGAGUCGGAGGCGCGGGCGGAGGGCAAGGCGGGCGGCGUGGCGGUGGCGUACCGGCGGAUGGGGCAGGUGGACCGCGCCGUCACGAUGGGCGAGGCCUCGCUCGGCUUCCUCAAGGUUGUGUACGAGCCAAGGUCGGGCGCCAUCCUCGGCGCCACCGUGAUGGGCCCCUCUGCCGGCGAGCUCAUCUCUGAGAUAUCGGUCGCGAUGGCGGGGAAGGUCAAGCUGCCCGCCCUCGCCUCGAUCAUGCACGCGUACCCCACCGUCUCGAUCGCCCUCCAGCAGCUCGCGGCGGAGGUGUACUACAACCAGCUCGAGGCGAGCAUGCCGCUCUACAACGCCCUGUCCAGGCUGGGGCUGUGAGUCACUGACGGCCUCUCUAUUGACUAUCGUCUCAGCUAGAUGAUUGUGAGACGAUUCGCGUUACGUCGUGUACGUGUUAGUACUCGCUCAGGACCCUCAGCAUACAGUACGUAGAGCCGUACGGCUCUCUAAGACGUCGGACACGGAGCGCUGCGAGUUCUCUCUCUAUAUAUAACGAUCUCGUGGAGAUACAGCAU